Messenger RNA from Branchiostoma floridae (Florida lancelet), 3074 nucleotides. RefSeq names its product elongation of very long chain fatty acids protein 4-like. The transcript has 8 exons. Lineage: Eukaryota; Metazoa; Chordata; Leptocardii; Amphioxiformes; Branchiostomatidae. The record is from RefSeq and is a predicted model, not a curated record. Bases 169 to 1053 code for a protein of 294 amino acids. Gene Ontology annotation, biological process: fatty acid elongation, saturated fatty acid; fatty acid elongation, monounsaturated fatty acid; very long-chain fatty acid biosynthetic process. Gene Ontology annotation, cellular component: endoplasmic reticulum membrane. Gene Ontology annotation, molecular function: fatty acid elongase activity.
GAUAAGAAAGUUAAUUACCGACAGGCUGACUUGGUACACGAUCGCUGGUUGGUUGUUAUGAAGCACAUGCAGUAACCCGGCAAAUUACUACACAGCGCGCUAUCGCUAGGCAGGCUGCUGCGGAUUACAUGUGAUUUCCUCGUCAUUCCUUACAGGUUUGUAGGGACCAUGGACCUUAUAACUGACAAGAUUCAGGAGGGGCUGAAGUACUAUGAGUGGUGCCUGUCUUUUUCAGACCCACGAGUGGCAGACUGGCCCCUGAUGGACAGAUGGGCCCCCACACUGUACCUGACGGCAGCUUACCUGCUGAUCGUGUGGUUGGGUCCCAGGCUGAUGGAGAAAAGGAAACCCGUGGAGCUGACGUGGCUGAUGGUCCCGUACAACUUUGCUACCGUGCUGCUGAACCUGUACAUCUGUGUGGAGCUGGCCACAGCAUCCUGGGCUGCAGGAUACAGCUACUCCUGUCAAAGGGUCACUUACUCCAACGAUGUCAAUGAACUUAGAAUAGCGAGCGCCCUGUGGUGGUACUUCAUCUCCAAGCUGCUGGAGUUUGCUGACACGUUCUUCUUCAUCGCGCGUAAGAAAAACAGCCAGAUCUCCUUCCUGCAUGUGUACCACCACACCACCAUGUUUGCUCUGUGGUGGGUUGGCAUCAAGUGGGUCGCUGGCGGGCAGUCCUUCUUUGGUGCCAUGAUGAACUCCGGUGUGCAUGUGCUGAUGUACACAUAUUAUGGCCUGUCAGCGAUGGGCCCACGUUUCCAGAAAUAUCUCUGGUGGAAGAAGUACAUGACUGUCAUACAGCUGACCCAGUUCUUCAUUGCAUUUGCCCACUGUGUGCAGUCCCUGUAUGUGGAGUGUGACUUCCCUGGGUGGAUGCACUGGGGCUUGCUGAUAUAUGCCACUUCACUAAUCGUCCUGUUUGGAAACUUCUAUGUAAAUGCUUACAAGAAACCUAAGAAGGCUGUAGGAGAGGGGAAGACGUCAGACAAGGACAAGGCUGGGAAUGGACUACAGCAUAAGAAUGGGUUUGUAAAAGCCAAGAAACAGCAGUAGAAUAAUAGAAAAAUUGUUCAGAGUGAGGUAAGCAAUGAUCAUGAGAUUGACUUAAAACAUUGCACCACGUAAACAAUCAUGAUUUGUUGUACAUGUAUUUAGGAAUAGAGUUUUAGAAUGUUAAGAAUUGGAAUGUAUAGGAUAAGAUUAUACUCCCCAGUCUCAAUGAUGUGUGUCUGAGUUGUCUCUGCAGUAUUAGCCUUUGUAGGAAAUGCUGAAUGAUUGAGAUAUAGCACUAGAGAUAUGCAUGUUAGUGUAAUUUUAGGCUUAGUGUCGGUUGGUGUUGUAAGUGGUAACAGAAAUUGUAUAGGUGGACACAGACAAAAAAAGGAUGGUCGGUUGAAGGACCUCAAAAUGGCAUCAGUCUUUGCAUAGAAGCUUAAGCUUGGAGCUGACCUUUUGGGGCCAAAAUUGUGAUGGUUUCUGAGUGGGCCCAGGCUCUGUUGUAGUGAGAUCUUGGACCCAAUCAGAAACCGUCAAGAUCAUUUCACAAUGUCAAGAUCUGUUUAGAAAUUACAAAACAGGGUUAGAUAAGCUGACAAAGCAAAGCAACAAUAAAUUGUUUGUGAGGUUUUAUAGAUGAAAAAUAUUUCACCUCCACUACACCCUUUUUCUGUCCGGAGAAAAUGUCAACUAAGGAGGAUCACUAUGGAAUACUCGUUCAAAUUAGUAUAUUGGUAGACAGAAAAUAACCAACACUGCCAAACUCUGAUUUUGUAAAUAUGAAAUGAGAUGCCACAAUGGAUUGAUUUUGAAAUAAGUUUUUGCAGUGAAAGUCAAUAAGCUAUGUCAGUUUUUCUAGGAUGUUUACUUUGAUGCUUUUAGGUAUCAGUAAUCAAGCAAGGCUAACUUUUGCUAAUUGAUUGAAUAAUUGUAUUUUAAGCAAAUCUGACUGAAAAUGUGAUAAGCAAUACACAUACAUGUACAUGUAGCCUAUUGUUAGAUGCAGCAGAUAAAACUCAAGCCAAGUGUUUUGAUAUCAAUGAGCUUAUUAUAGAAAAGGCAUUGUGGUAACUUUGUCAUCGAUUUACUCAGUUAAUUGUGAACUAGAUCUUGAAGGAACUAAAAAGAGCAUGGCUGAUUUGGAUAUACAGAAUCAGGACAAUCUUUUUUAAUCAUGUGGAAGUUAUUUUAAAGGUUUCAAUGAGAUUUUAUUCUGAAAGAACCAUAUUAACUAACGUUAAUUGUAUAAUGAAUUAUAUUGCCAGUCACAGAUAUUUGAAAUGUAGUAGUAUGUAGGCAAACAACAUAUGUUAUCUUUGGUACACCAAUAAGGUUCCAAGCAGAUUGUAACUUUGGUACAUAUUGAAUCAACAGUGAUUUGAGUAGCUAGAGAAAUCAGGUCCACUUCUACAUUCAUGCAUGCCAAAGCUUUCUGUGCCUUUUGUAUAAUUUCAUGAAUUUAACUUAUUGCUCAGACUGUAGACGCUAUAUUAUUCUCUAGUAUUUCUAUAUAAGUGUAUGUAUCAGUGAUUGAUUUUAAGCUUGUAGCUGUCUAUGCAAAGGUGAUGUUACUCGUCUUGAUUCAGGAAAAUGGGACCAUCUUCCAUUCAAUUCUAAAUAUGCCGAAAUGCAAGUGAUAGUACAAACCAAUGUUGUGUGUAACUGUUGUAUCAAGGAGGUUGGUUGUAUGAAGUGCUUGUUCAACGCACGAGUAAUUCAACCAAUUUCCUCGUGGGUAGUCAGAGUUUGGCUAUUCCUUUGCCAAAGAAUAAUGGUUGCCAAUUGCCAUAGGAUAUGCACUGCUGUUGCCUAUGUGUAAGGAACUGCCUCCAUCAAGGUAGAAAGAGAGGCCAGAACAUUAGGACUUUGGUAGGAACAUUUUCUUGAGUGUGUUUACCUCUUUUGUACCUCUUUUUUAUGGAAUGGCCUAGCAGGGUUUGAGGUCAGUGCUUGUAUAUACACAUGUAUGUUCUGCAAAUAUUUCAUUUGAAAUUGGCAUUGCUGAGAAUAUCUCAUCAUAUAAGGAUUGUCAUUUAGACAAAUAAUGGAGAAUGAUUAAAGUAAGAUGAAUACUCGAG